This is a messenger RNA of Ilex paraguariensis (yerba mate), 321 nucleotides long. NCBI's taxonomy places the organism in Eukaryota, Viridiplantae, Streptophyta, Magnoliopsida, Aquifoliales, Aquifoliaceae. The record is from the annotation of a GenBank genome assembly.
AUGGAUGAUGAAGUUGAUGUUAAUGUCAACGAACAGAUUGAAAACAGUGAUACACUUAAGACUGAUUCUAAUGACAGUGACUAUAAAUCCACUGAUGGUGCGGCCUCCAAUGCUGCUACAGCCUCUAAUACUGCUACUGCCUCCAAUGCUGCUACGGCCUCUUCUUUUAUUGCAGCCUGCACUAUUGGUCCUAGGAGUGAUGCAGUUGGGAGAGGUUCUGGGAGUGGUGUCGUUAACAGAGGUUUAGUGCAGCACAAAGGCCCACAUAGGCUAGUCCAAUCCCAACCUAUUCAAAUUGCUGGGAUUCAACUUAUUGGAUAG